AAGUGAAAUAGCAUGAAAACUGGUUUUAUGAAUAAUUUGUUGAAUAAAAAAAAGAUUCAAAAAUAACAUGAAUUUUACGAUUAGUUCUUGAGACGAAGUUUGAUUAUGAAAGGUGAUGUUUAAGAGCUUGAUUCAAUAGCUGUAAUGCCAACAGUUAUGCAAGUUGUUAAUUUUGCCACUUUGUUUGGAUUAUUUCUGUCCUUUAAUCAAAUUGUUAAAAUUGAAUGUGAAAAUAAACUGCAAUCGACUGAUAAACUUUUGAUCAAUCGACAAAUUCAUUUGGUAACUUCGGGAUUUUCAAGUGUCUUUUGGAAUUAUAUAAGAAGUUCUAGUGAUUCGUUGGAUAAUGUUUCAAGUCAGUGCUCAUCUCAUCUGAAUAAACUCCUAGAAUCAUCGUUAGAAGGUCAUCCUUUGGCAUUCAAAUUUUUAUCCUUAUCUGGAUCCCGCCCUAAUAACUUUCUCGAUGCAACUUAUGCUGCAUUUGGUUCUUAUGAUUCAUGUCUUGCCAUUUCACCAUUUCAUGAGGAUAAAGAUGAUCAAACAAUCAAAGGAAAAUACUGUUUAACAUCAUUGGAACCUGAUUUACACAGAAAUGGUCAAUCAAAUGGUCAAAUUCUUAGUCAAUUAUAUCCCCAUCAUUUCGAUGCAGAAUUCAAUUUUACAAUAAAAGUUGGGUUCUGUGUUCCUUCAGUUUGUUCACAAAAUGAUGUUCAACAAAUUAUAACUCAAGCUUUCACCGAGUAUUCAUGGAAAUUAGUUGAUGUCCAUUCCUGUGAAGUUGAAACUAACUUCUUUGAUAGACUAAAGUCAGCAAAUAAAGGACAACAAUUUUUCUUAUGGCUACUGGUCACUCUAGUCUGUGUUGUCAUGAUGGCAACUUACAUGGAUUUAAAAGGCCGAUCAACUGUAGAUGAAAGAUCCUCUCUUUUCUGGAUCCAGCAGUUCUCAAUUAACAAGAACAUUCGAAGUUUGUUUCGCCAGUCACAUUGCAAACCGAGAAUAUUAAUACUCGAUCAAACCCGAUUAAUGGCACUGCUGUGCAAUUUAAGUGUACACGCUGUCAUGUGGAUCACGACGAUAAACGCUGCUUUUUUACCAGAAGAUACUCAAUUCAUUAUUGAUCAAUUUUCCAAGUUUCAUGUGCAACCAUUUUUGAAUGAUUGGAUAACCGACGGUCUAUUUUUUAUUGGUAGUGGAAGUGCUUCACUUGCUCUUAUACUCAAAAUGGGACCGAAAACACCCAUAACUACGUACCUAAAAUGCAUCUUCAACAGAGCAGCUUUAUCGGUUCCUAUUUUGAUUCCAGUGAUUGCACUCGAAGUAAUUUUACCACUUGUAGGAUCUGGACCAAUCUAUCAAUCAAUUAACCAAUACCGAUCAAAUGUUUGCCUUAAAACUUUCUGGAUGAACUUAUUGCAUAUACAGAAUCAUAAUGGGCCAGUUGAAUUUUGCGCACCUCAUACUUGGACGAUUGCAGUCGAAUGGCAACUCUUUGCUUUAUCCUGUUUCUUGGUAUUCAUUUACAAGCGAAAAAAUAGCUUGGGACUGUCACUUAAUAUUCUGAUGGUCAUCUUUGGAUUCUACAGAACUGUUAAAAUAUAUUUGGAAAAUGAUUUGCAGCCCCAUGCCAUAAUGACUGCAACAAACUACAGUCAAACUGCUAAUCGAAUGGCUCAUGUUCAUAUUUCAACUGAAGCUCAUUUAUGGUGCUACCUCAUGGCUACUCUAAUUGCCGUUCUAUUGGGAGCUAAUUAUGAAGCAAAAGUUAUAAAAUUCUUACCAUUGCUCGAUAAAGUGGCCAUAAUCAUGGUCUUAAUGGUUUCAUUUAGUCCAGCCCUUUGGAAUGUUUUUGCCAUGAAAAUUGAACCGCUGACCACAAUUAUUUAUGUUUUGUUCAGCAAAGUUACGCUAACAUUUCUUGCUUUGAUAAUCGGUAUACAUAAUGCGAAGAAGGGAAGAAAAUAUGUAAUUAAAGCAGAAUCAGGCGAUAUGUAUAUACAUGAUGACGAUUCUGAUUCCAUUUCCCAGGAAAUGAACCAGAUCAAUAACAAUAUUGAAUCGAAAGCCAUUAAACGAGAUUCUCAACUAAACAACAGCGGACUUAAUAAGCUAGAAAUACUUUUAAGGCUACUCAAACCAACUUAUUUCAUCCAUGCGAUUGUGUAUUCAUGGUACUUCACUAGUUUACGCUCCACGAUUCCACUCAGUUUAUCCAGUUUCGCAAUGCUGUCAACUAUAUUGACCUUCUAUUCGAUAAUUGCUGGCUUUUUCUUUCAUCUACUAGUUACUGGACCAGUGGAAAGAAUCAACUAUCUAUUAUCCAGAACAAAAUCAAAAGCUCAAUGAGCAGCUAUUGUGGCAUAAGAAGAUCAAAAUGCUGUGCAUACGAAAAAAUGUAUUAAAAACUAAAUUUUUUCUUACAUGA
Messenger RNA from Tetranychus urticae (two-spotted spider mite), 2425 nucleotides. Its product is annotated as nose resistant to fluoxetine protein 6. Lineage: Eukaryota; Metazoa; Arthropoda; Arachnida; Trombidiformes; Tetranychidae. The record is from RefSeq and is a predicted model, not a curated record.